AUGACAAUUACAUCAUACAUUAAGUACAUAACGAACAACUCACAGAGCAGGUAAUUCUGAUAACUCAUGCCAUUUCAAAUUCUUAACACUUGUUCUACUUGUCAGUCAGGAUUUAUUAACACAUGAUCUCACGGCAAAAAAAGAUGUACUUGUUAAACGAAUACAACUUCUGUUUGUGUCCUUCCACCUUUGUGUGAUCGUUUGUGUGCUCUUCAGGUUAAUUUGGAGAAAGUCGAGAGAGAGAAGCUACGUAUUAGCGUAAAAUUUCCCCGUAGAAACCAAACUAAGUUGGGGUUCAAGUUGUUGAAUGAAAGCUAUUGACUGAGAAGAAUGCCGUCAAAAAGAAAUCAUACGAUCACAGAAUAUCUAAAAUGUUACAUAUUCGCCAUAAAAAAUUUUUUAGCACAAUAAACGUAAAACGUCGAUUUUUUUCAUCCGGUCGUAGGAGUCCUUGAACUUAAAUCGUAUCGGUUAAAUCAAACCUAAAGCACUCAGGAACUAAUACAGUGUUUUGGUAUUCUUCUUUCUUUUCAUUCGUUUAUUUUAUUGAUUUUUCCAGGUCUACGAUUUCUGUCGCGGUCAGAUGGGCCUCCCAAUCCCAUGACCUUGCAUAUCUUCCCUGGGAGCGAGGCUCGGAAACGUUGAGUGUUGGUAUUAUGUAACAGGACAUAACAGGAAGUCAACAAUGACAAAGUUGGCAACAAAGACAACUUUGUACGUGACUUCCUGAAGAAAAUAUUUGCUAACUUUUAUUAGUCUCUCAACUAAGGAAAUGCACCCCUUUUUCUCCUGGAAAUUUUACAGCUCUAAGUUGCAAAUGAUGAGUAUUCGAAAUUCACGAAAUUCGUUAUUAUUUUGAAUAUACGCCCCGGGGGGUACUCCUGGGAAUUCUUGGUGGGGGUGUGCCGCCCGGUUCUCCAAUUUCUCUAAUUUUCCACACCCGCUUUAGGACCAGACCUCUAAAAUUUCAGACCUUGCCUUUAGGCAGAAAUUAUGUUAUCAUUAAUAAGAUUAGAGUGCAAACAAAAAAAUUCUUCAAAGCCAUUUCGAAUUCGCAUAUUUUUCUUUCUUUCUUGAGGAAUUGAAAAGAUAAAGACGUUCAUACAAUCCCGUAGUUCCCUCAAAAACCAUACCCGAUUCCAGACCAAAAUGGGCAAAUUGUAUACCCGUUUUCAGCCCAAAACGGCGCAAAAACCCUACCCGAUGGGGCGGCACAUACCUAUAUAGCUUAAAUAUAAGAGGGGAGUACCCCCCCCCCCCCCCCCCGGCACAUACUCAAAGCCGUUCUUGAACGCUGAACACGGUCCUGUCUGAUCACUUAAAAACUAGUCAAAACACGCCGCCCAAACAGGUUUGGCCCGCUACAUGGGAUAAAAGCCAGUGUCCAUGAGUAACAUGUUUAGUGAUCUCGCUCUCAAGUAAUAUUUGUGCUAGUGAGGUUCUUCAGAGAAGACAAAAAUACUAUGCCUAAGGUAAGUGGAAAAAGCGGUCCUCGGCAAAUUUUCAGCCCCGGCGGUACGUUGAAUCUUAGGCACAUCCUUUAAAUAUUUCCUUUUCGUUUUUUUGCUUUUAAUUUCUACCACAAAAGCGAGGAAUCUUAGAGCGCUUAGAUGCUGGCGAGGUCGUUGUGGGCGAUGGAGGAUUUCUGUUUUGCAUGGAAAAGAGAGGCUACGUAAAGGCUGGCCAGUGGACACCAGAAGUAACAGUAGAACAUCCGGAGGCUGGUAAGGAAAUUCUCUUUUUGGUUUCAAUUUUAAAAUGGAAUUGGAAUUAAAUAAUGAUAUUCAAUUUGUCCUGUUCUUGAACCUUCCUUGCUACUACUCUGAGAGACAGUUUGUGUAUACGGCUUUACAUUUUCAAUUUAAUAAUGUACCACUAAGCUUCAUUUUUAUUCCAGUUGAUGUCCUUUUACGACAGUUUUAGUCUCGGUCUCGCGCAUUUCAUUUCCAGUUGACAUUUUUUUUGCCCUUCGAUCGUUUCCUCUUCGAAAGUUAUGGUAAUCUAAGCAAAAAGCUAUAUUCCACUGUGGACAAAUUCACGGAAGAGUCAUUUGUAUUUCAAGACUGUUCAAAGUAGAAUAAAUGAGAACAUCGAUCAACGUUCGGAAGCAGAGGAGAAAGGCCAUUAAAAGACCCGUUUGAGAUUCAAAUUUUUCAACAUAAAACUGGGAAUGUCGUCAAAAUGAGAAAAUAACACCACUGAAUCUAUUUCAUAUUGCGUGAGAUAAAAUCAAAACAAAACCAUGUUUGCAUGGCCAGACUGACAAGGCAAGCCAGUUUUAACCCGUAAAACUAGUUUCAGUAGCCAAAAAAAAUUGAAUAAUUCAACUAACCGCAGUUUUACUUUGAUAUUUUGGCAAGGCUUGACAUGUCAUGUUUGUAAAGGCAAAGAUAUACAAAUUGUCAACUAGUAAUGAUAUUUUUUCAUGCCUGGCCUGGCAAAUUAGUGAAAGUUUUCUGUCUUUUCCAUGAUACGUCUCCAUUUCCUCCAAUUUACUCGUCUGAAGUAGUUGUAGUGCGUGAUGAAAGUUGUAAAGUUGAAGUGUUCCUCUUGAAUGAACACCUCAAAAGGCUGCGCUAUAUAAAGUAGGUGUUACAUAAAUGCAUCCAAAAUUAAGUCAGGCGAUUAUAAUAUAGGUCAAUAUACAGACAGACAGUCUGAGAUUCAUCUUGCAAGAGGAAUAGCAGCAAGCGGAAAUCAACUAAUUUUUCCCCAUAUAAGCGAAACUCUCUCAUUCUUUAUCCAUAAACAGCUGUUGUCUUAUACCUUAAAAUCCUACGUUAAAGCCCCCCCCGGUUUUAAGCCCCCCGGAUAUAAGCCCAUCCAUUUGCGCUAACGAAAAUAUUAUUCCGGAUAUAAGCCCCUCUCCACCCCCCCCCCGUUUUUCCCCAUUUUUCAUGCAUAACUGCGUUCCUUUUACGUUUCUUUACAAACAUCAAAAUUUUUAAUCUAAAGUUAUAGGCAUAAACAAGUGGCUGUGAAGUUUAGAACCAUAAUUGUUUUGGAGUAACAGAGCAAGCAGGUAACUACAAUCCGGCAGUUUUCCCUACAAAUUGAUAACGUUAAGGCUUGUAGUUUUUUCACUUUCGUUCCGGUGUUCCAUUCCAGUUGUUCCAGUCGCAUAAGUGUUUUUUAAAACUAUAUAUUUCAACAAAUUGCCCAUGGGCAAUUUGUUUAAAUAUGUAUUUUUUUGUUUCAUUCUUUUCUUUACUACUUCAUAGCCUUGCCGAAAGGAUCAGUUUGCCGUUUCAUUUUUUCUACAAGUUUAAUUGUACUGAUCCAGGUGUACAACUGAGAGAUCCGGCACCACUCAUUUGUUUGUUCCUGUGGACUUGCUGACAUUUUAUACAUUUUGAAGUUAUAUAAGCCAAGGGCUUAAACGUGGGAUUUUACGGUAAUAGGCGAUAGGAGCAGAUAUUUUUUUCCCGCCCGUUUAGGCUUUCCCUCGCCCCCACUAUCUAUCUGCCCCUGGGUAUCCGAGGAUGCACUGGCGCGUGUGCCGCUGAAGUUCACGUGAUUUCCAUGUGUAUUUUGUCCUGUUAAAGUUUCGGAAAUACCGUAAAAUUCCGAAAAUAAGCCCCUCCAUGUAUAAGCCCCUCCAAAUAUAAUCCCCCCAAACCAGUAACGCAAAAACCCCUCCGUUAAAUCGCCCCUCCAAAUAUAAGCCCCCCGGGGGCUUGUACUUGGAAAAUUCCCCUCAAAAAUAAAGUAUAACAAAGCAAAAAUGAUAGAUAUAUUCCCAGCUAUAAGGCUAGCCCAAUCGAUUUUGAAACGCAAAUUUCCCUCCGUAGAUAAGCCCCUCCGAAUAUAAGCCCCUCCAAAAAUAAGCCCCUCAAAAAGGGCGGGGCUUAUUUUCGGAAUUUUACGGUGGCGAAAAUUUAGUUCAAGUUUUGUCCUUUAAUUAGGCCUUUGUAUAUUUUCACGAGAGAAACACGACUCAAUUUACAAUUCAGAACAAAAUUCAAAUUUUUCCUCAAUACAGCCAUGUUGAGAGACCUCUUCUGGUGUAUGAAAACACUAUUAACUUGCAUACAUUGUUGUUAGCAUUAAACCCUCUUAAAAAGUUUAUUAAAAUUCAUGAAAUUCCUCAGAUAAUGAGUAUUGUCUGAGCAUUUUAGUAACUUUUUGGGGGAAGAAUGAACAUUUUAGUUGGAAAAAUGGAACAUUAAGAUAGAACAUUUUAGUGGGAAAACAAAAGCAUAAAUGUACAAAAGCCUAGUUUUGUCAAAGUUUACUUAUAAACAAUUAUUGCAUGAGGUUUUUGUGAUAUCCUUAAUAAUCAAGGUCAAGAUAAGUGCAUUUAUCUGUUAGCAGAUAACUAAGUAAUCUGAAGAUUGCACUGAUUUCCAAAAUUAACUGUAGGACCUUAGCCAAUGAGAAGAUCGAUAGUGCCUGCAAUGAAUAAUAAUCAAAAUAACUGUGCUUUGCUGAAACGUAAAGCUGGACGCUUCGAGUUUUUGACCGAAUUAGAUCAUGACCGUAUUUAUUUUUAUUCAUAAUGGCUCAGUAAAUUCCAAGGCUGACCCCCUUCCCCCGUGAUAUAGCCCUUUAUAUAAACAAAGUAAAAUUUUGUUUUUCAGUGCGACAGUUGCAUCGAGAAUUUCUCCGCGCUGGCGCUGAUGUUAUGCAGACCUUCACUUUCUACGCUAGUGAUAGCAAGUUAGGAAAUCGCGGGAACACGGCCUCUGAGAAAAUUGGGGUAAGUAACGAUAGUUUUAAAAGAUUUCUGUAGCUUUUAUACAUAGCCUUUUUAGAGUUUGUUUUAGCAUUGUUAUUUCUUUUGCGUCUUCAGAAUUCUCAUUACUUCGCCUAGACAUCCUAGACAUCAAGACGUUUUCAAUCCAGUCUCCAGACUGCCCCGCGUGCCGCAGCGUUCCGGCUUCAACUGCCCAGAACGGCACUGAAUUACAUGUUCGGGUUUGGAUAAGUUGCGUUUCACCUUUUUCUCUAAACACUUCGCGCUUGAUUUUCACCCCCUCUGAAGAAUAGUGAAAGGAGACGGAGAUGUGACGCAGUUUAUGUAUGUUUUUGGGUUUUCAGUGCACAGAAAUCAAUCAAGCUGCCUGCGAGCUCGCGCGUGAGGUGGCCAACGAGGGUGACGCGCUUGUGGCGGGAAAUAUCUCUCAGACACCAUCGUACAUGUCUGGCCUUGGUAAAGAGGAUGUACAGAAGGAGUUUCAACAACAAAUUGAUAUUUUUGUCAAGAACGAUGUGGAUUUUCUUAUCGGAGAGGUAACCUCUUCAUAAAACAUUUAUUUUUAGUACACUUACUUAACAAGGCCAGUUCGGCACCAAAAGAUCCGCGUCCUUUGACUCCAUGGCCCCGCAUGUUCCACAUUAACUCGUCCCCCAGGAUUUUCCUUUAAAAAGGGAGGAGCGAGCGGGAAAAUGUCCCUCCUCGAUUCCAAGAAAAACGCCCCUAAGGACGAGGCGAGGUUGGAGAUAAAUGGAGAGUUGAAGUUUUUACUGAAGCAGGUAAUCGAUACUUUGCUCGUUUUGAACAAGAUCGAUAGGUGCAGUGAGCACUUUUUCUACAUCGGCCGGCAACUAAUUUAUCGCAUCUGGUGAACCCUUGCUAGAUAAUCACACAGUACCUCUGCUUACUUACGUUCGCACUUAGCAAAAAGAAAUUAACACCACUUUGAUAUCCAGGUAACUACAGUCGACUCCCGAUAACUCGAACCUUCUAGGGAAAUCGAAAAAAAUAAGAGAUAUCGGGAGUUCGAAACAAAUAAACUAAGUGGAUGGGGAGGGAAUGCAAAUAUGCACCCCUCACUUUAAGAGGAGCAAGAAAUAAAAUUUAAGAUUGAUGUUUUGAAAAAGGAAUUAAGUGACAAAGCUUGAUUAAUAUACAGGGAUGGACAUUGAAUUUAAACUGAAGUGACAAAAAGUAAAGACAAAGAAUUGACACUGUUGUUUAGAAAUAAAUUCAAUGUUUCGGACUUCAGUUUUUCUCCAACUUGUCACGCGCCAAAAACACGGUUCGAGUUACCGAGGGUAAAAUUAAAGUAAAUGUAUGAGGGAAAACCAGGGGAAAUUGACUUUAGCUCGAGUCAGAGGGAGGUUUCCAGUUAGCGAGGGCUCGAAGUUAUUGGGAGUCAACUGUAUAUCAAAAGUGCACCAUACUUAUUAAGACUUCUAAGACAAAACUAUAUGUUUUUUAAGCUCUUUUUCUACGUGGAGGAGGCAGAAUGGGCGAUUGAAGUAAUGAAGGCCACAGGUAAACCAGUCGCCAUGUGUAUGACGGUAUGUACGGCUGGCGACCUGGAAGAAGUGCCUAUCGAUGAAUGUGCUGUUAGAAUCGCUAAAGCAGGUACAUGGAAUUUUUUUCAAAUAUGAUGCAUUAGUUAAGAAAGAUGUUACAUGGGAGUGCCAAUGCGGCCUCCGAUCCCGUAAUCCCAACCUACAUUUUCGCUCAAUCCCGCAAUUCCGAUGGUUUUUUUCAAUUUUCGACAAUCCCACAUCCCAAGGACACUUUUUCCGAAUCUCGCCUCUUGCUUUAACCCAUUCGCCCCUGAACCGCCUAAAAACACCCGUGCGCGGGAUUCGUUCUACCGCUUGUGACGUCAUCAGGUUUAACGGUCAAGGACAGCUUUGUCCGUUGAUUUGUGCAUAGUGAAGGGAUCUUUCCAUCUAUACCAGAAUGAGCACGAUUCAGUCGAGGAGACCGGAGAAAAAGGGGAAAAAACAUUGUAACAUUGACCCGAAAAUUUCCGUGUAAAUCUUGUUUCACCACCAACCCACCUUUCCUCUCAUCUGAUCCUAAGAUCCUACCAGCUUUCGCAAAGACUUUUCUCUCCAAAAUGAAGCCUACUUAAUACUAAAUGCCCAGCAAAAGGAAAAAAAUGAGGCAAGAAAAGCGAAAGAAGAUGGGAGAGAAAGCGAAAAGAAAUUUUGCUUUCUGUGCAUGCCCGAACUUCACAAGCAAAAAUUUUACAUCUGGAUCAGAAGGCCGCGAAGUGUACGAUCUUUAAACAGCUUUGUGGUGACAAGAAAAUCGCUCGACCAGCUUUAAAACGCGUUUUCCGGCAAAAUUCCCGGGGGGGAGGGAUAAGCAAAGUACCAGCUUUUUUUCUCACUUUUCAGCAUAAAACAACCAAAUCUGGCCAUUUACACCUGUAAUGCAAAAUUCGAUGACAAAAAUCGGCAAAGGGCAAUUUUUAGAUUUUUUGAGAAAUAUCCCGAAUCCGGGUGUUCAAAAAAGACAAUCUCACAUUCCAAAAAACCUAUUAGGGUCUCUCAUAUAAAUUUGCUUCGUUAAAAUCACUCUUCAUGUGACUGAGUUGACGCGUCUACUCAUCCCACGAGGCUCGAUUCAAGCUACCAGUCCGUUACCAUUCGUUCUAGGUGCCGACAUUAUCGGAGUCAAUUGUUUCUGGGGUCCAGACGUGUGUCUGAAAGCUAUGGCUGCCAUUAAAGAGGCCUUAGAGAAAGCGGGAUUAAAGCGUCAUCUGAUUGUUCAGCCAAUUGGAUACAAGACUCCGGAAUUUCUUGACGACAGCAGCAAUGGAGAGAUUAAGAAAGGCAUGAGUGGGCUGGCAGAGUUCCCAUUUGGUAGGUUUUCUCGAUGUUUUGUUCACAAGGAAAAACCAGCACUUUCAAGCUAACAUCAGCGAAGGGGCCGGCCCAACUUGGAAUGGGUUGGUGAUUCAAACGAAAAACAAGAGACUUUUCAACAAGGCCAAGUCAAAAUGUCAAAAGGAUUUUUCAAAUUAUUGAGUUUUCGUUAAAAAAAAUAAUAAUAACAAAAUACGCCCUUAGGCUAAAAAAUGUCUUGGAAACCAUAAAAACAGAUAAACGUUUCGACUACCAGGCUGCAGCAUUUAACAAAUGAGGAAAAGCAUGUAAAUUCAUGAAAUGUAGAGUAAAAAUUACGGUGCGAAUGAACUUACACACGAAGCUAUUUUAAACGAAUCAAAUGAGAGUAGUGUCUACGUAAUGGCAUUGAAUUUUAGUCUUAGAAGUAUGCCGUGACUCAAGGGCUACCCGCGCUCGGUAGUCACCUUUGUUGAUCACAUUUGCGUUUUCAAACCCAAUUUAGCGGACGUUGGAGACCCACCCGUGAUUAGAAAUACUGGACACCUUUUACGCGGUUUUUUGUAUUUCUAAUGUGUUCUCUUCAUUUUUCUUGGGGAAAAUCGCACGUAUAGUGUCAAUGAGAUCCAAGGUAACUAUAGUAACCUGGCUAUCAAAUGCGUUCUGCUUCUAGCCGGACUUAUUGCAGGGCAUUCAGCGCCGGCUUCCUCCUGAAUACAUUGAAAAUACUUUUUAUGCUAUCCAGAGUACUUUUAGGCCCUGUUCAAACAUUGAAUUUCACAUGUGCGGAACUUAAUUCCUAUUUUAGUCGACUAAUGACCUGCAAAUAACAAACCUCUUAUCUCAUGCUGUUGUCUUUUAGCGUUGGAGCCCCGCGUCCUUACCCGAUUUGAAACGCAGAAAUAUGCUAGGGAUGCAUACAACAUGGGGAUUCGCUACAUCGGAGCGUGCUGUGGAAUGGAACCAUAUCAUGUCCGAGCUAUCGCUGAAGAGGCAAGUUAAAUACAUAUCCAAGCAUAGGCGUACGGGCCGGGGGGGCGAGGGGGGCUGCAGCCCCCCCAAAUUUUGGGCAACUCAGACUUUUUGGGCAGCAAGAGAAAAUUUGGGCAAAGCCAACUUUUAAAGACGUUUCAUGUUUUUUUAUGAGUAUUUUGGAGAGAUAAAUAUUUUCUAUUUUAACCUGAAGUCGGCGUAACAAUCAAGUUACAUUCACUCGAGACAAUGGUUGCCAAGCACGUGAUGAGUUUCUGUUUAUAAGGGAAGGGUUUUUUUUUUAUCGUUGGGCACUGGGCUGCAAUGGGCUGUUUCCAAUCGGGAAUUGAUUAGAAUAAACUUCCGCCUAACUUUCUAGGAUCAUCUUCGCUCGUAGAACAGUGUAGAUAGAUAGAUAGAUAGAUAAUCUUUAUUUAUUCACGGUACAAAAUUCGUCAGCUUUAAAAAUGCCUAAUACUAAUAUAAUAAAAAUAUUUAAAUAAAAAAGCUGCUUUCCACGAAUGCCGUGCCUUACAGUUCUUUGAGUAAUCGUUUAAAUUGCCCAAGGGACUCUGCUUCCCUUAAGUUACAAGGAAGACUGUUCCAGAGAAUGGCGCCACUAUAGCUGAAGCUGUUUUUGUAAUAGUUUGUGCGCGGUAAUGGAAUAUUGAGUUUAUUUUCAGAGUCCCUUAGGUUAUAUGCGACUUCUCGCCUUUCAAAUUUAGAACUAAGAUAGUUUGGAGCCAACCCGUGCAGAGACCUGUAAACCAUCGUAGCUCUUUGAAAUUGUUGCUGGCAAGCUAGGUUUUUCCACCCUAGAAGUUUGAAAAGGUGACCAGCAUCUACGUCAUAGCUUGAGUAGGUCAAAACACGGGCUGCUCUGUUUUGUAGCUUUUGAACCUUAUUCCGUAAGGUUAUCCCACAGUUUCCCCAAACAAUGUUGCAAUAAUCAAAGUGUGGCUGUAUUAAAGCUUGAUAUAUUAGUUGUAAGGUCGCCUGAGGGACAAGGUGCCUUAUUCGUUUUAUGGCCCCAAUACCAGAAGCGACUUUCUUUGUUACUUUCUCGAUAUGGCCACUCCAAUCAAGUCUGUCAUCGAUGGUCACUCCAAGUGAUUUUGCAGUAGUGACCUGGCUAACUUCAAAAUCAUUAAUUGCAAAUGUCGGGGACUCUGUGAGAGUACUUAGCCUCUGCCUAGAUCCGAUAAGCAUAAAUUCGGUUUUAGUCAUAUUUAGAGUAAGUUUGUUUGCUCUCAGCCAAUUGUGAACAUUUUCUAAAUCUUGAUUUAGAUGCAACUGAAUAUUGUCUGCAUUAUCACCUGCGUACGUAAGGUGGGUGUCAUCAGCGUACAUCCUCGGCUCACAGUUUGAAAGACAGUUUGGAAGAUCGUUGAUGUAUAACAGAAAUAAUAAUGGACCUAAAAUCGUCCCCUGGGGUACACCACAACUUAUUAAACAGCUUUGAGAGAGCGAUCCGUUGAUGGAGCACAUUUGAGUACGAUUCUCUAAAUACGACUUAAACCAUUGGUGCGCGUUACCAUAUAUGCCGUAAUUGCUUAAUUUUGAUAAAAGGAUCUCAUGGUCAACUGUGUCGAAGGCCUUUUUGAGAUCUAAGAAAACAACGGCGUUGAUUUUACCGCGGUCAAUAUUGUACGCCCAAGUGUCCGUGGCCUCAAGGAGAGCCGUAACAGUUGAGUGAAUAGCGCGAAAGCCUGAUUGAUAUUUACAGAUUAUAUUGUGCUCUUCUAGGUAGGCAUAUAAUUGAUCAUAGACGAUUCUUUCAAAGACCUUGGCCAUAACUGAGAUCACCGAAAUUGGACGAUAAUUGUUUAAGUCGUCCCGAUCGCCUUGUUUAAAAAGUGGGGUGACCUUUGCGCAUUUCCAGUCAUCCGGAAAUAUGCCUUGACUUAUUGACUGGUUAAAAAUAUCACGGAUAGGAAUGCAAAUGAGAUCUGCACAUUCCCGAAUGAGCCUAGCAGAUAUCUUGUCAAGGCCAGCUGCCUUUGACUUGUUUAGACGAUUCAAAAGUGAGAGAACUUUAUUUGUACUGGUCGGAUGGAGCUGAAACCGUUUAUCUGUGCCAGUGAGGUACUUUUGAUAACCAUCACUAUUUGAGGAAUCAAUAUUGCUAGCAAGUUCUGGACCGAUAGUAGCAAAGUGAUUAUUAAAUUGGUUCGACAGCACAGUUGGAUUUGUUAUUGAUACUCCAUUUACUUUCAGAGAUGUCACCGAUUUUUUCCCAGAUUUUCGCGAAGUAAGUUCAUUGAUAGUCUGCCAGGUCUUUUUAGAAUCGCCCGUAUGCUUGUUAAAACUAUUUUGAUAAUAGGCUUGCUUGGCUAAUCUGAUUUCGCUAUUUACUUUAUUGCGUUGUUUUUUAAAAAGUGACCAGUCAUUUGAAUCAUUCGAUUUACUUGCUUUAAUCUUUAGAAUAUCCCGAUCAUGCAUUCGUUUCUUAAGCUCAGAUGUAAUCCAUGGGGAACUACGCGUGCGAACACGCAUUGUCCUCAAGGGAGCAUGCUUGUUAACAAUAGAUAGAAACGAGCAUUUCCAUUGUAGCCACAUUUGAUUGGGAUCAGUUGAAUUGUAUAUGUGAUCCCAACAAUGAGAUGCAAUAUCAUUCCGAAAAUUUAUUCGAUUAAAUUUUCGAAAGUUUCUGUAGGUUAUAGCAUUGUGCCCACCAGACAUUCCAUUCACGGAUAAUUUUCGAUAGGCAAAAACUAUGCUAUGAUCGCUAAUACUGAUAUGACGAACCCCGAACACACAACUUUAUCUGGACAAUUAGUAUAGAUUACAUCAAUCAAAGUUGCAGAAGUCGGAGUUAUUCUGGUUGGUUCAGUGAUAAGUUGCUGUAGACCAUAAAUAUCAGUGAUAUUCAUUAAUUUGCAUGUAUUAUUGUCAUAUCGAGUAGCAAUCAUGUCGCAGUUAAGGUCUCCCAUUAGAAAAUAUUCAAUAUUUUCGGAAUCGAGUUUCCCAAUUAAAGUUUCGAAAGGUGAAAAAAUACCAAUAGGAGAAUCAGGUGGUCUAUACCACGUGGCAACAACAAACGGUUUAGAUCUAGGUUUUUGAAUUUCCAGACAUAGAUUUUCAAGAGUGUCCAUGUUUAAAUCAUUUCGUAUGGUAAAAUUUAUUGAACUUUUCACAUAGAAACACACUCCUCCUCCACCGUUUGUAAUUCUAUCACGUCGAAUUAUAUCGUAGCCAGAGAUGUUGACCUCAUUGUCGCUAAUAGUUUCAUUGAGCUUAGUUUCAUUAAUCGAUAAAAUAUCUAUUUCGUUAUGCGCUAGAAGAAUUCUAAGUUGAUCUAUGUGUGUGAUUAAUUUAUUGAUAUUUAAAGAGGCUAAUUUAAAACCUCGUUGAGAUGGCAACACUGAGGUAGGCUCAUGAGAUUCCUCAGUAUUGCGUUUUGUACAUUGAAUAGGCACGGCAUCGGUGGAUAGCGCAUCAUUUCAACCUAAACUCAUCUGAAAGUUCUUAAAAAACUGUUGAUUACCUUUAAAAUUAAGAUGUAGUCCGCCCUUGUUAAGUUCCUUUUCGGAGAUGUUUUGAUGCUGGAUAAAUUUCCAUCCAUUCUGCCGGCAGUAGAACUUCAGUUGUUUAUUAACUGUUUUCACGGCUUCAUUGAAUCCGUCUCUUCUUUGCACGAGCUCAGAUAUAAUUACUGUGGCAUCGGAUGAGUUUUCAAUUUGUCUGGCGAGAUCUACCACUGAGCCGGCAACUUGUUGUGGUUCUUUACUUUUGAGAUCAUUAGUGCCCACAUGCAGAAUUACUUGGUCCGGUGAAAGCUCCAAAUUAGGUUUAAGGUAAUCCUUCAUAGCUUUGGUGGUGGCACCGGAGAACGAUUUAACCACCACCCGAUGACCAACGGCUUUUCCUAAACGUGUACCUUGGAUAUUCUUUAUCAUAGAGUCUCCAAUCAACAAGGUAGUACUUUCGUUUGCUGGCGUGGAAUUUUCCGUGUCAUCAUGGGCGUUGGACUGUGCUUCACUGAUCUUCUUUCUCCGUGUUUUGUUCUUUUUCUUUUUCUUUUUCGCGUCAACGGUUUGCCAUUCGUUUUCAGGAUUAGAGCUCUCAUUAGACUGGGCAUUAUCACUCUUUGAGUUUCCUUGAGGGGCAGUUACCUCGUAACUCUGAUUCCUCUGUUGUUGACGCUCUCCUACGUUCAUUUCCUGCAUAAUAAGCUUUAAUGCUAAUUUUAGGGAGUCGUUUUCCUGUUCCGCGGACGAUGCGCGGGUCUCAAGAGACAUAAUUUUCAUUUUCAGCGCAUUAAUUUCUUUAUCUUUGUUGCAUAAUGCUGCCUGUAACUUUUCACACCUCCCUUUCUGUUUCAUAAGUUCUUCGUUGCCAAUAUUUUCUUGAUUUUGUGGAUAUCUCGAUAAGGAACUUGUAUUAUCAUCGACCUGCUUCUUUAAUACCGUCAGGCUGUAUUUUAUGUCUCUCAGCUCAGCAAAUAAAGAAUUUUCUGAUCCCGAGUCUGCUCCAUUAUCCGUUGUCUGUUGGUUUUCAUUUUGGCUUGUGGGUCGAUUCGACGAAUCGGUUGUCAUCUCCGGCUUGUCCUGAACCAGUUUGAACAAUUUUUCUUUUAAAAAUGGACCAUCUUGUCCUUGGAAAACAAGAGUAAGUUGUUUCUUGAAGUACCAGGUUAUAACAAGCUUAUCAUUGCAACUUUUGAAUUGCUUAUUAUUUCCGCCGGGCGACGUCCACUUUCCUUGCUGCUGAAGACAAUUUUCAACAAAAUUCUUCAAGGAUUCUAAGUCGCUUGUCCAUAUUAACCGUUCUCCGUUCAGCUGGAGGUAUUGCCAAUCAGAACCAUCAAGUUUAAGCUGGUAUAACUCGGUGUCUGGCUCCCCAACGGCUUCGUCGUCGGAGCCAGAAAUAUCAUGACCUUCCGCCAUUUUCAUAACUAAGGGUUGGUUCCUAACGGAACAAGUAUAUAGAAUGAUUUUAUAAUAAACAGUAUUCCCCAGGAAUACUAUACUUAGCCCGCCGGAUACGACAGAUAGGAUCAGCGAUUGAUCUGAAAGUGAAGAAGUGGCUGACUAAUUCUCACUUUGAAUUACGAGAAGAAUCUUGAUGUUUUUUAAAAAAUCUAUCAAGUGGUUCAAAUUAUUCACUAAUUUGUUAAAGUAGACCGAAAUGUUUACAAAACCGCUAACAAGAGCGCCAUGAUACAUACUAAUGAAAUCCUUCUUUGUAGCAAUUUUGAAAUAUCACUCGUGAUAUAUGCCAAAUAUCACUACAAAUCAUGCUAUUAACUAUGCAAUGUACAAAUAACUCACACACAUUUUUAAAAAGAUUGAACCUACUAUGAGGUGCAAUUGCAUGUCAAAAGAGCUUCGUUUUCUACAGAUAGCGGCUAAACAACAAGAUUUUCCUUGUUUUACUGUAUUUCUAACGAUAAAAACUUUAUCCCAAACUAUCCCGAUAACGCUCUUACAGACUCCGUUUUAACUUCACAAACACCGAGGCGACUAUUGGAGGAAAAAGCUCCCGAGAACGAUUUCAUAUUGAGAAAUAAUGCUGCAAGUAUAAUAGGUAAUGGCGUCAUUUCGUUGCUAUGACAACUCCGAUGUCAUUGCAACCAAGAUCAUGACAAAUUUUCAUCUUUAUCUAAUACAACUGUGGUGGCAAUUUUUCCAAAUGUUUGUUUAUGGCAACGUAUAGCUUAUGCUCAAACUGGGCAGGUAUAUAUUGACCCUGAAAAACUGUAUUGCGGCACUUUCGUAUGCCAGUACGGCCUAUAUUGUUGCAUCGUAUGGCCCUUGUGUCUUCUCGACUGUUUUGCAAAAAUUUGGGCAACUUGCAAGAAUUUUUUGGGCAAAUGGUUUACCGCCCCCCCUGGCCGAAAAUUGCCCGUACGCCUAUGUAUCCAAGAGUAGGCUAAAAUCCUUACCUCCAAAGUUUGAGAACCCUACAAGAAGGCUAAACACUAGAAAUUUUUAUAACUCAUCUGUACCUAAGAACACAACCCACAUUAUCCGUGGGUUUAUGUAACGGUUAAACUGAACAAGCUAAACUAAUCGAUUUGAGUUUUCCCAUCGCCAUUUUUAUGCGACAGGGGCUGAAAGACAGCUUUCUAGCGCAUGAUGAAUAUGGGGAAUAAAUUUCUCAGUACCCUGUCAGUAGACAGAAAAUCGUGAAUUCUCUAUCUUUCUCCAGUAUCUGUCUCCAACAAUCCCCCUCCUCCACGCCCCUCAACAACCGCUGUUUUCCCUUAGAGGAAAUCUUCUCAGCAUAAAGAAUGACUGGGAGUAUUUAGUCAGUUAAAUUUUCGCCAAAUUUUGAUCGUUCAUGACCAAUUCUAUUUAUCUCUCAUUUAGCUUUCAGAAGAACGUGGUAAAUUGCCUCCGGCCAGUGAGAAGCACGGCUUAUGGGGAUACGCCCUCCGCCAGCAUACAUAUCCGUGGGUGAGGGCCAGGUAGGAUGCAAUCACACAAUUUCCACUCGAUAAACGCAACAGGAGACCCAAAUUACCUCCCAACAGGGAGAAGCACAACUCAGAGUAGGGGCGGAGGUAUUGAUUGAUACUGCAAAUACUCCUUUCGAAUUCGGGCGAAAUGCAUAGCACAGGGAACGAUAGUCGAAAAAAUGUGCCUCUGGUCGAUCUUGGUCAUGACACAGUGUACAAGUAAAUGUCAGCUGGUUGCAUUUAUAGAUAGCGCGGAGGUUUCCUAACCACUGGAAAAGUAUAAUGGGCAACGUACAACACAGCAACCCCCGUUUGGUUCAAUUGUCGUUUAUUCGAAGUGCUGGGGCGAUAAUAUGUUUUUCCAAAGUUAAUCAUUUUUCCCGUAAUUGAUUUCUACGAAGAACAAACAAGUCUCCACUGUAAAUUGAAAAGUCGACCAAAAUCGUCAAAAUCAAUAUGUAUUUUAGUGUAUUUUGCGGGGUUUAAAAUGGUGCUAAUCUGUAAAACAAGUCUACCCAGCUAGCAGAGUUUUCUUUCCGUAUAGUUUUUUUUUUUUUUUUUUUUCAAUAAUUAAAAAAGCGACUUUUUUACCACUACACACGUUUAUAACAAUCAUUUUGAACUAUUCUGUAGAAAUGUUCUGAUCCUCUUCAUCACUACUGCUUUCCCUCUCCACUUCUUUUGUACAAUUCUCAUACUGUCCAUUUACUGGCUCGUUGUAGUGCUGUUCCACUAGUUUUUUUUUUUUUUUUUUUUUUUUUUUUAUUUGCUUUACUUAACUUUAAUAAUUACAAUAUUGAACACUGCUUACACUGCUUACAUUAUUUACAACAUUCAUACCAUACUUACAAUACUGACAAUACUUAUUGCUUACAUUGCUAACAAUACUACUGUUUUCAAACAUUAUUACAUUUCGUAUGCUUCAAGUACACAGUUGCAUCGGAAGAAACUUAUUUAAGGAUAGUUGGCGUUAUUGAGGCAGGAUAAGCUACGGAUGAAAGACAUAGAGAAUAUCAGGGGGCGUUGGGAAUAGCGCCAUGGUAGAAACGAUAGUUUCUACGUGAUGUCGUGUAGGAAUGACCAUUGUUUGGGCAGAACAUUGUUUGCUUCUGCUUGUGCUUGUAUGUUGUAAAUUGUCUUUAGGUGUUUGAGAAAUCCUUGCAAUAGAGGUAUAGCUUCUUUGUUUUGCAGAGCCAGAUAUAGUGCCUGGCAAUAAGAAAACAAAAGUUGAUCUGGCGUUGAAAUUUAGAAGAGUCUGAUCUCAGGCCUAGUGAAACAGUCAUGUCUGCAGAGUAACUAUCGGGAAUAAUUUGGCAAAGUUUUAAUCGCGUUAUGAUGCUCUCCCAGAAGAGCGCCGUUUUGGGGCAGGACCAGAAAAGGUGUACGAGUUUUUCUGGUUCUUUUUUUACAAAAGGAGCAGUUGGAGUUUUCUUUUACUCUUAUCUUAGUUAAGAAAGCGUUUGUUGGUAUUCUUCUGUGCAGCAAUUUAAAUUGAAAUUCCCUGAGUUUUAUGCUUUUUGUGAUUUUAUGAGCUAGCUGGUAGGUCGCACCCCACGUUAUUUCGUUUUGACCUAAGUUGCAGUCUUGAUUCCAUUUUGCUGGCUUGUAGUAGGGGGGGCACUUUUCUUUGUAAUUAAUUUGUCAUACACCAACUUGCUUGCUUUUUUGGGCUUUCAUUAGUUUUGUCGAAAAGCUUUCGUAACUAUUACCUUCGUUUGUGUGGUCACCUUGGUUGAAUGUGUUGCAUAGCUUUUUAAGAGCAGAAAUUAUUCCACAGUAUGCCAAGGGUUGGACCUUGAUGUCGUAUUUGUUUAAAAGUUCUGGUGGAGUGAGGAAUUUUCCUUCUCUGUUCCUUAAGUGCUUAACUUUUGUGAUGCCUUUACGAUACCAUUCUUUAAAGAAAAUAGGGCUGUCGUUAAUCCUUACAAGUGAGUUGUACCAUAUGCCUUGUUCUGAAAGCUGGCUCUCUGAUGUUAUCCUCUCUUCAAAAUUGAUUUCUGACCAGAUUAGGAGAAUUUCCUUUAAGAAACUGUCUUGCGUUUUGAAGAUAUUAGCUAUGUCUAUCUUAUUAAGGUUGCUUGUGAAAGGUAGGGUACACUCAAACUUUUUCAGUUCAAGAUCUAGAAAAAGUUUCCAUUUACCCUGAUUAUCUGUAUCCAGGUACUUUUUUAUCCAAGUGGUUUUUAGCGCUUUAUUGAAAGAUAGUAUGUCAAUCAUUUUGAGGCCACCUGCUGGGUAAUUGUUAAUCAUAAUAUCUCGCUUUAUUUUAUCGCCCUUUCCGUUCCAAAGGAACAAGUAAAAAAGCUUGUUAAUCUCGCUAAUUAUUUUUGUUUGUGCACAAGGGUGCCAAGACGUACACAAUUUGAGAAGCUACUAAGCUUUUCAGAACAGUGAUCUUCCCACUUAAGGUUAAUCUACGGUAUUUCCAGUUGCUUAGAAUAUUGUUAAUUUUUUCCAGUUUUUCCUUAUAAUUUAGAAGUACAGUGUUUUCAGGGUCUGUCGUAAACCAAACGCCUAAAGAUUUUACUUUGUUUGUUUGCCAUCUGAAAUUUCUUUCUGGAAGAAGAAUUUCUGUUUUUCCACUAUAAGUUCCGAUCCAAAUUGCUUCUGUUUUUUUACUGUUGAGUUUGAGACCCGAGGCUUCUCCAAAAUCGUCGAGUGUGUUGAGAGCAGCUGAGAGCGACGUUUGUGAACCAUUUAAUAUUAAGGUUGUAUCGUCUGCGUAUUGACUUAUUUUAAUUUCCUCUUGGUUAACGUGUAUUCCUCUGAUAUUGCUGUUUCUUUUAAAAGCCUUGGCUAAGACUUCAACUGAAAGAACAAAUAGAUAUGGAGACAACGGGCACCCCUGCCUGACCCCUCUUUCAAUUUUAAAGAAAUUGCUUGUCCAGCCGUUGUUUAAGAAGCAGCUCUCUAUGUUGCUGUAAAGGCAUUUGACCCAGUUUACAACACUUGGGCCGAAACCGAAGUAUUGAAGAGAAUUUAUGAUAAAAGGCCAUUCAAUCGUGUCAAAAGCCUUUUCGAAAUCAAGAAAUAAUAAUAGCCCUGGGAUAUUUUUUUCUUUGGUAAAACGAAUAACAUAGUCUAUUAAUCGUAUGUUCUCGCCAAUAAACCUGCCUUUCAUAAAGCCAGUUUGAUCACAGCUGAUGAGAUCGGGAAGAACCUUUUUCAGCCUGUUAGCCACAGCCUUUGCUGCAAUUUUGUAGUCGCAGUUGAGAAGAGUAAGCGGUCUCCAGUUUUUAAUGAAAUACGGCUCAGCGUCUUUCUUGGGAAUGAGUUUGAUUACUCCUCUUCUUUGUGUGAUAGAAAGCUGACUCGUUUCGUGCGCAUAAUUAAGAGCGUUAAUCAAUAAGUUUGAUAUGUUUGUCCAAAAUACUCUAUAAAAUUCUGCAGGUAGCCCAUCAGAUCCAGGGGUUUUUCCCUGUUCCAUGGUUUUCAGGGCUGCAAGGCAUUCCCUUUCUGUUAGCAGGCCUUCACAGUUGUUCCGUUGUUCGUCAUUCAGGACGGUGUCGUUUUCAUGUUUAAAAAAAUCAUAUGUGUCAAUUAAAUUGUGUAUAUUUCUGUUGGAUGUAUAUAGAUUCAUAAAAAAAGAUUCCCCUUCUGCUAAUAUUUCCUGAUCCGAAGUAAUAAAGUUAUUUUCGUCCACUUUAAGUUGGCUUAUAAUGCCUUGCUUAUAGUGUCUCUUUUCUAGGUUGAGGAAAUAUUUCGUAUUUUUUUCUCCUUCAUUAUGCCAUUUAAUUUUAGCUCUCAAUAUGGAACCUUUCGUACGAGUCUCAAUAAUUCUUUCUAACUCACUCUUAAGAUCAUUCAGUUGUUCUGCAAGUUCAGAAUUUUCUGUUACGCUAGAGUCUCCGUUCUCCAUUUUCGAUUCUAGUUUGGAAAUUGCAUGCUCUAGUUCUGCCUCACGGCCCUUUGUUUUCUUAGUUUUAUUCAUUGCGUAUUGGAGCGAUUUUUCCCGUAUUUUAAGCUUAAUCAUGUCCCACAAUAGAGCAGAGUUUACCAUGUCAUCGUUUUCAUAUUCGUCUUGAACUUCCUUAAUCGUUGUCUUAAUAAGAUUAACAUAAGCAGUUUCGGUUAAAAGAGAGGUAUUUAAUUUCCAAAGGCCGGGUCCUCUGCUAUUUGCAUGAAGAGACAGAUCUAAAGUAAUCAUGGAAUGGUCUGUUUUAUAUCCUGGCACUAUAUCGGUGUUAGUGACGUCCCCAAUAACGCUUUGGCUUAUUAAAAAGAAAUCAAGUCUACAGUAAACCUUAGGUUGUCGUUGUCUCCAAGUGUACCUUUUGUCAUCUGGAUUGUGAAUUCUCCAGACAUCGAGAAGAUCUAGGUUCUCUGAAAUUUCUUGAACGGUCUUCAAGCUAUUUUGGUGAGUUUUGGCAAUGCCACCUUUUUGUCAUUUUCGAUGUUAAGAACAAGGUUGAAGUCACCGCCAAUUAUUAUGUCUUCACAUUUAAAAUUUAAAAGAUGAUCGUAAAAGUUUUGAAAGAAUGAAGGUUUAUCCUCGUUGGGAGCAUAGAUGUUAGCGAGGGUCAAAAGCUUUUCGUUAGCUUUUAAGUCACAGAUAAUAAAUCUCCCUGCAGGGUCGGUGUAAAGUCUUUGGAGCUGAAGGUUAAAAUUAUUGUUAAAAGAAUACAUACCCCUGCUUUGUUGCUUUCAAAAGAGGUGAAGUAAGCUUGAUAGCCCCAUUCUGCUUUCCACAAGUGAUUUGUUUUUUCUAUACAGUGUACUUCUUGGAGCAUGCAUAUUGAUGGCCUUUUGGCGCGAAGCCAAUUAAAUACUUCUCUUCUUUUAGCGUCAUCCCUAAGUCCCCUGACAUUCAAUGAAGUUAUUUUCAAAGUCACGAUUUGUUCAAGUCUUUUGUAAUAAACGUUGUCUCGACGGGAAAAAAACAUGUGCGCCUCAAUAAAGGAUUUGCAUUCUUUCUAUUAGGUGUAAAAUGAUUGAUGCAAAAGGUACUCGAUAUUUUAAACAAAUAAUGAAGACUAAAACGUGCAUAUAAUAUUAGACUGAAGCAAAUGAUCACAAAAGGUAAAUUAAACAAAAUAACACUUUGAAUAAAUAAAAAGAGUAGCGGAAAAACAAAAACAGAGCAUAGACAAAUUUGUAGUUAGUAAAAUUAAAUUACUUUGGCAGCGAGAAAUUUGAAUGGUUGAUAAGACGUCCCUCUCCAGACUUAACGUAGAUUAUUUUGCCUGUUCAGUUUAUAAUUGAUCUAAGUCCUCUUCGGAAAAAAAUUCUAACAGGGGAGCCAUAGGGUGAUGUCUUAACAAAAUCUUACCAUCCAAAGACCAAACACUGAGUAGAGUACCCUCUUGUCUUCUCUUGUUCGCUUCUUUCAUGAUUCUACGCCUAUAAGCCGUGAGGUUCUCGUUUAUAAAAAUACGUUGUCGUUCCUGUGCAUUUGAAGGGUAGCUGGGAAAUAGAUCUUUGAUUUUGACAUCCUUUAGUUUGGUGCGUUCUUUGUAAAGUUUCGAUUUCACUUUAUGAUUGCAAAAUUUCACUAUAAUGGAUUUGCCCCGAUUCAGUUUGUGUGAAAUCUCUAUUUCUUCAGGCUCUAUGGUGAUAUUUAGGGCUUCAGCAACCUUGAUGACCGCGGCCUCCGUACUGGGAUACGCAUCUUCUGGAAUUCCAUGGAUUUCCAGCGAGUUCUUUCGAGUGUAUUGUUCCAAAUCAUCAUGGUGUUCCCACAGUCGAUCGGAUUCUUCUUUUUGCUUUCCUAGAUUCUCCUUUGUUGUUUUAAGCUCGUUCCUUGUUGAGGCUAGCAUGUGUUUUAAUUCUUUGUAUUCGUCCUUGGUCUUUUGCAAGGACUCUUUCAAAUCUUUAAGCUCCUUCUCGUAGAAGUUGGCAGAUUCUUUUAAUUCUUCGAUUUCCUUCUUCAGCGUUCGAUUUUCGCUAAGAACUGCAGCUAUUUGGAUUUGUAUGUCGACCAGUAGAGCCUUGAUUUCAAGAAGGCUAGGCUCUUCUUGUUCCUUGCCCGCUUCAAUCGAUUCUUCAACAUCAAUGUUUUCCUCGGCCGCCAUGUUGGAUUUCUUCGGAUUUCUUGGUUCGUAUAGUUUUGACAUUUCGUUCGGUUGGUUCGUUUACAGCCAACGUUGAAAGCAUACAUGCCGAAGGACUCCGCACAUGCUUCUUAAAACCAUGCUGGCAAAAAAAACUCUGCUCGCAGGGUAAAACAGGUCUGACCAAUCAUUGCUACUGCUUUGUUUCAGAGCCCGUCGCUCUCAUUGGGAGAAUCUUGAGCCUACCAGCGGCCGCCCAUUCAGCACCGCUCUUCGCAAGAUAGAAACCCAGUGGGCCGAUCUGUCUUUGAGCAGCAAGACUAUGCAGCAGCAGAAAGUACAGACCACAGAAGAAGAAGUACAGCAGUUGGCCGCGAAACGCUCCGCAGUUCCGAUUAAAACCUGCUAGAAACGGACGCGAUCCAAACUUGCGCUAUUUGGGACGAAAGGAUUUGUUUUAUUCUUGGUUUUAAUUCAAUUUAUGCCUAAUUUACACUAGCAGUUCGAUAACUUUUUCUUGGUAUACAGUAAACGCUCUCGGCUCAAAAGAAACAGUGAUCAGAAACCUCCAGGUUGAAAUUUGGACAUGCCAUAUAAUGUUUAGUCUCUUCAGAAGUAACCCAAAGAAGAUGUUGGAUUUCAGAGUGGAUUUGCCUAAUCUUUCGGGGGGGUGGAGGGGGAGAUUGACUUUUGAGAGCCACGUGUAUAAUAUUAUUGUUUCUGAAGGAAUAAUUUGUUCCUUAAAACUACCAGGGUAAAGUUGUCAAACUUGCUAGACAAAAAGCAACUUUUAUACCCGCUUUUCAAUUCGUUAUUUGGUUAUUAAGUGAUUAGCGUACCUAAAAUGUGAAUAACGAGCGCAAAACCUUUGAUCGCUUUUCUUAAACUUGCGCAGCAAGGUCUAGAAGUGAAAUUUGAAAGCGAAUUUGGCUCAGCAAAGUAAGGCUUUUAUGUACAGACAAAAAAUAGACAGUCAAUCACUGUUUAAAAAGAACCUUUGUUUAAAGGCCAGCCUCUUUAGGAUGACUGCUUAACACCAACAGGAUUUUGACUUUAUUUGGUGCAUCUAAAUGAACGCAAUCAGUUUUAAAGAUUUCAUCGACAAACAAACCAAAGUAAAUGAUUAACCUUUGAUCGUUUAAUGUCUUACAUUCUGAUAGAUUGCAAAAUGCUUUUCAGAUGAUUUAAGUAAAAGUGUAUAAAAAUUAUUUGUGUAAAAUCCGACACCGGAAGCUUUGUAGAAGCUCAUAUUGCAAUAAAUUAAACCGCUGAAAACUUUUUUCAUAAGUUGAGUAUGAUCUUUUUAUACAUGUUGCUUCAGUUUCGUCUCUCAGUAUACUUUUUAUUUAGGCACGGGGAAGGGUGUUGGGGGUUGAGGCGGGGAGGGUGUGGGGAGUUGAGGGGAAGAGGGAAGACAAAUAACACUGGCGACGAACUGGCUUCAAAA
This is a messenger RNA of Porites lobata, 22348 nucleotides long. The record is from the annotation of a GenBank genome assembly. Lineage: Eukaryota; Metazoa; Cnidaria; Anthozoa; Scleractinia; Poritidae.